ACCAUAAUGGAGCAAGCAAACCCUACACAGCCGGUGGCUCUUAUCGUGGGCGUCACUGGCAUGGUGGGUGUUGCCCUCACCGAGGCCUUAAACAAACCGACCGCAUUAGGCGGUCCUUGGACGGUCUACGGUGUAUCGCGGCGACCAUUACCCACCUGGUUCCCAUCCUCCAUCCUCAACAAACACAUGAUUCUAGACACCCUAAACCAACAACAAACACAUGAAAUCUUGUCUCCACUUUCCUCCCAAAUCACCCAUGUCUUCUGGUUGGCUUUACAAGUCAACGAAAGUGAACAAGUCAACAUUUCCCUCAACUCCACUAUGCUUUCUAAUGUCCUUAAGUCGUUGACUUCUUCUCCAACCUCAAAACUAAGUCACGUGACGUUGCAAACAGGCACAAAACAGUAUCUAGGCCCAGUUUUCGAUCCAAUUCUUUCAACUCAACUUGUCCCACGUGACCCACCCUUCAUAGAGGAUUACCCUAGACUACCUUUUCCAAAUUUCUACUAUGCUUUGGAAGACAUUUUAGCUUCCUACUCAAACUCUUUAACUUAUUCUGUGCAUCGCGCUUCUCUAAUCAUCGGCGCGUCAACAAGAAGUUUCUAUAAUCUGCUACUCACGCUCGCGGUCUACGCGUUAGUUUGCAAACACCAAAACCAUCCCUUCAGGUAUUUUGGUAACAAGUACAGUUGGGAACACUUUUGGGAUGUGUCUGAUGCUAGAGUACUAGCUGAACAGCAAAUAUGGGCGUCAGUGACAGACAAGGCAAAUAAUGAAGCAUUUAAUUGCACAAACGGUGAUGUGUUUACGUGGAAAAUGAUAUGGAGGGUACUUUGUGACGCGUUUGAUAUUGAGUUUGUGCCGUUUGAUGAAAAAGAAGAGUUUGAUUUGGUGGAGUUCAUGAAGGAUAAAGGAGAAGUUUGGGAUAGAAUUGUUGAAGAGAAUGGAUUAUACAAGACAAAAAUGCAGGAGAUAGCUUAUUUUAAUGGAAUAGAUAAACUUUUACAAUUUGAGUUUCAACAUGUUUGUAGCGUGAAUAAGAGUCGAGAAUUUGGGUUUCAUGGCUAUGCAAAUACGCUCAAGAGUAUACCAGAAUGGGUUCAGAAGUUGAGACAAAUGAAAAUACUUCCAUAAGGGUUUUAAUUUUUGGUUACAAAAAUGCCUUCUCUAGAAAAGAUGGUGUAUGAAUAAUUGUAUUCAAAAGUUAAUUUAAUUAUGACUUGUUGAUUUUAAUCAAAUUAAAUAAAACUAGUGUGAUUUCCUGUGUGA
Messenger RNA from Helianthus annuus (common sunflower), 1269 nucleotides. RefSeq names its product (S)-8-oxocitronellyl enol synthase CYC2. The record is from RefSeq and is a predicted model, not a curated record. Bases 7 to 1134 code for a protein of 375 amino acids. NCBI's taxonomy places the organism in Eukaryota, Viridiplantae, Streptophyta, Magnoliopsida, Asterales, Asteraceae. The transcript is spliced from 2 exons.